UUCCUCUCUUUCUCUCGCUCAGACCCUUUCCAUAUUCAAGUGUAUAUUUCAAUAAUUUUUUCUAGCUAACUAUGGCCUUGGAGGCUGUUGUUUACCCGCAAGAUCCAUUCUCCUACAUCUCUUGCAAAGAUUUCCCGUUUCACGAUUUGUACUUUCAAGAAGAAGAAGAUCUAGAUCCACAAGACACCAAGAACAACAUUAAGCUAGGGCAAGGACAAGAACAUGGGUUUGCGAGUAAUAAUUACAACGGUAAAAGCGGAGAUAACAGUGAUGAUUAUAAUUACAACGAAGAGGAUCUUCAAUGGCCACGAGACGACCUUCCUUAUGGAUCUACCGUCGAUACCAAGAACCAGCCUCCGCCGUUGGAUGUGGCGGUAGGAGGGAGGAGGAAGAGGAGAAGGACGAGAUCUUGCAAGAACAAGGAAGAGAUCGAGAACCAGAGGAUGACUCACAUCGCCGUCGAGAGAAAUCGCCGGAAACAGAUGAAUGAGUACCUCGCCGUUCUCCGUUCUCUCAUGCCACCUUCUUAUGCUCAAAGGGGAGAUCAAGCGUCAAUUGUAGGCGGAGCCAUUAGCUACUUAAAGGAACUUGAGCAUCAUUUACAAUCAAUUGAGCCUCCAGUGAAGACCGCCGCAGAAGACAACGAAACCGGCCGCGACCAGACCAAAACAAUCGCCCCUACUAGCUCAUCGGGACCAUUCUCGGAUUUCUUUGCAUUUCCUCAGUACUCGAGCCAGCCUACGUCAGCGGCAGCGGCUGAGGGGAUGGCGGAGAUAGAGGUGACGAUGGUAGAGAGCCAUGCAAGUCUGAAGAUACUUGCGAAGAAGCGACCAAAACAGCUUCUUAAACUGGUCGCAUCAAUACAGAGCCUAAGGCUCACUCUUCUUCAUCUCAACGUCACCACUCGAGAUGACUCCGUCCUCUAUUCCAUAAGCGUCAAGGUUGAAGAAGGUAGCCAAUUGAAUACAGUGGAAGAUAUUGCAGCAGCUGUGAAUCAAAUCCUAAGGAGGAUCGAAGAAGAGUCAUCCUUUAGCUAAUAUAGUUGAACUUUUAGUUAUGACACAUUUAGAGAAACUCUAAUUUUUCAAUGUGUAAUCUUUUUACUCUCUUUUUCAUAUCAAACUAAAUAAAAAUAAAAUAAAAUUCUACUUU
Messenger RNA from Camelina sativa (false flax), 1152 nucleotides. Lineage: Eukaryota; Viridiplantae; Streptophyta; Magnoliopsida; Brassicales; Brassicaceae. The record is from RefSeq and is a predicted model, not a curated record.